UACGUUUUUCUGUUUUUCGUCCAGGUUUGAAGGUGUGUGGGUCGCCGGUAAUGACGGCAUUCUCUGUAACGUCAUGUGACAGUCAGGUGUCUAUCUUUGCCGUUGCCGACGUAAUGGAAAAGAACGGUUGGACCAAUGGGAGCGCCAGAUGGAUAGUCUCCAUUUCCCAUCCUCCCCUCACACACUCCCGAGAGAGCUCAGCAGCUGCUUUCUGCUCUCAGAGAGGCUGUCACCACUGUCAAGGCAAACCCCGCCCUCUCUCGUACUGGGUCAGCGGUCUCUACGGCAUGGUUGCUAAGAUACCAGACAAGGCGGUCGUCAACGACUUCAUCCUGGAAUUCUUUAACGAGCUCUACACUCUCUAACUCUGCAUCCCUGUGUGACUCGUUUGUGCAAGAAUGCAAUUAGGUUUCCGUUUUUUAGUAACAUUUUCUAAAUUUAGCCCUUACAAUUACAUUCCCUUUAACGUCAA
This is a messenger RNA of Geodia barretti, 472 nucleotides long. The record is from the annotation of a GenBank genome assembly. Lineage: Eukaryota; Metazoa; Porifera; Demospongiae; Tetractinellida; Geodiidae.